Molecule: messenger RNA, 820 nt
Organism: Dryobates pubescens (Downy woodpecker)
Lineage: Eukaryota; Metazoa; Chordata; Aves; Piciformes; Picidae
Gene: SH2D1A
Product: SH2 domain containing 1A
Exons: 4
Coding region: 147-521 (124 amino acids)
Source: RefSeq, a predicted model, not a curated record
UUCCCUCAGUGCUGUCUCGCCUUGUGCGGAGGCUUCUGAGGUGUGAACACAUCCUGUUUACAUCUGCCACCGAAACGGAGAUGCUGAGGAGAGCACAAGACUGAGGAGCUCAGGGAGAGCUGCUCACUCUGGGAGACGGCUCCAUCAUGGACACGCUGCCCAUCUACCAUGGGGGCAUCACCCGUGAGGCUGGGGAGAAACUGCUGCUGGCAGCAGGCACUGAUGGCAGCUACCUGCUGCGGGACAGCGAGAGCAUCCCGGGAGUCUACUGCCUGUGUGUGCUGCAUCAGGGUUACGUUUAUACCUACAGAGUGUCCAGGACAGAAACUGGAUCCUGGAGUGCUGAGACAGCACCUGGGGUCCACCGGAGGCUCUUUCGGAAAGUGCACAACCUCAUUUCAGCUUUCCAGAAACCUGACCAAGGCAUCAUAACACCCCUGCAGCACCCAGUCAUCAACCACACCAAAGCCAAAUACUCCCCAGGCAGAAAUGAAGGCCGUGACUUCUCCAUGCAGCCAUAAUGAUGACAUUCCUGAAGUGAACCAUAACCGUGUCUUCCAAUGUCUCCUUUAGUUCAUGCUCUAGACCAGAACAACUUGUAUGAUAGUUAAAAUAACUCCAUGAGUUCUCUUGUAACAUUUGCAGAAAUGUGUAUUUCAUAGAAUUUCUAGCUCAAAAUUGAGAAACUUUAAGUUUCAGCAUGUUUUGAAUUAGGAGUGUUUUUUGUUUGUUUGUUUGGUCUGAGAAGAUUAAAAACCCACCAAUCUUUAAAUAGUGUAAUGCCUUCCCUCCCCCUCUUUGUACUCUCAAGCACAAUAUA